AUGUCUGUUGCUAUUAAUGAUGUACGGCAAAUAGUCGCUAUUGGCUUACCCAUCUUUGACAUAGUUAUGCUUCUUAAUAUCACUGUUAGUGGUGAUGAUGGAUGGCUCAACUUAACAAGAACAAUUAAUUCAUCUCAAGUCAAUGUUGGUUUCGGCCGCUCUUUGGCAUGGAUAGAUGAUAAAACGAUAGCUAUAGCUGUUCUCGAUGUUGCUGAUCAGUCUUGGUCUCGAUCAGAAGUAUGGAUUUUUAACAUGGACAUAGGCUUCAAAAGACCACUCUUUGCAUUUCCCAAUCAACAACAGAUACUUAACAUGCCGAAACCACCUCUCUUCCUACACAUUAUCUCCUCGUCAAGAGGCUUGUUAAUAUUAACAGAUCAAAGAAACGCACUGCUCUUGCUAUCAUCACCAGCAGGAUUUCAUCCUGUUCUGUAUGAUAACAUUGAUGCACUCAUUUCUGUGUCCUUCUAUGAAUUUUGUCCUGCUGGUACUUUUAAGAAUAAUUCGGGUAUUGGACCAUGCACUGUAUGUCCUCCACAAACAAAGAAUCCUGGUGACCAACCAUGUAUAGAAUGUACUCCAUGCUUACCAACUUCAUUUUGUCCGAUGGCUUCCGUUGAUGAUACCGUUACAAAUGUUUCGUAUCCUUCUUAUACACAAACAUUUUCCUAUCCGGAUACUCCAGAUACGGAUAACUACGAUGAUCUUCUCAUACAAAACAUGUUCAGUGUUGGUAAAACGACUCGCUGUCUGAUUAUUUCACCUAUGUUCUGGACUUUACUUGUCAUCGGAAUUUGUCUUCUCAUCUGUUUCAUGAUGAUUUUAAUAAAAUUACGUCGUUGCCGUACAGUAAGUCGUCAUCGUACUCUGGCCAAAAAUUUAUUCAAAGCAGCUGACAUAAUUAAUGAUGGUGAACGAUGGAUAGGAGGAUUAAUUUCAUUAUCCAUCUUUGUUCUAUUCGGUUUCGCUUUUCGAUUUGCCGCUGAAUACGUUAAACUUUAUCCGAUUGAAACAUCAACUGAUGCUGAUAUUUCAUGUGAUCGAACUCUGCGUAAUGCUCUGUUUGACAAUGCUCUUCAAUUGCUUCUACCCAAUCCUGAUGGCAAUCGAUGGCCUAUAUUUGGCAUGCUCGAUGAACAAAGAAUUAACAUGACACUCGAUUUAGUAAACACACGAGCCGAUUGUUCGGACAUGACUUUUCAACAAAAUCGUAUCGGUGUCAAUUAUUUAUCGUUGUCACUAGCCAAUUGUAUACUUCAACCAGACAAUAUUACACGAUCAGUGAGUAUUGAAUUACCAACACAUCGUAUAAGUGUACAAUUAAAUAUCACUGGGCCAUAUUUUAUUGGUGGAUUUCGUCUUUGUCUUCGUGGUCCUGGUCAAAUUAAUGAUGCUUAUGAACUUAAAGCUCUAAACAUCUGUCAAUUCUUUUCAACGCCAAAUCAAACAUUAUCAUCUGUUACAACAUUAUCUGUUGUAUUAAUUAAAAUCAUUAAUCAAACGAAACCCUUACACGUCAGUGACACAUCUAAAUAUGAUGGACGGUGGGUACCAACAUUUGCUGAAAAUUCACUGUCGGACGAGAUGAUCUAUGAACAAUAUGGCGACUAUCUUCGAUACAGUAGAUCACGUCACAUAUUAGCAAUUACAUUCAGUGAACAACCAUUUUUCGUUCAGAAUAAUCAAAAAUCUAUCGUUCGUCUAGCUGAACUUGCCUUUCAUACUUUACUCUUUUGUACACUCGUGAUCGAACUAUUUGCUAUUGCUUUUCUUCUAUUUAAAUUGAUUAGUAAGCCCACGAUUCAUCUUGUCAAUCUCUGCAAAAAACGAUCAAAAAAUCAAUUAUCAGAAAUUCUACCAAUUCCAACGAAAAAUUAUGCGAAUAGAAACAAUUCAGCUCGUAAGAAAUCUCAUCGAUUGACAUCUCUCGAUCGGCUUCGACUAGUGCGUGAUUUGAAACGACGACAGAGAAAACAACCUAAUUUAAAAAGUUCAAAUGAAACUUUUCGUGUCUCGCCUGAAUUAACAUCUAUUGAGAUUGAACGAAAUUAUUUCUAG
Messenger RNA from Rotaria sordida, 2058 nucleotides. NCBI's taxonomy places the organism in Eukaryota, Metazoa, Rotifera, Eurotatoria, Philodinida, Philodinidae. The record is from the annotation of a GenBank genome assembly.